Molecule: messenger RNA, 1342 nt
Organism: Caenorhabditis auriculariae
Lineage: Eukaryota; Metazoa; Nematoda; Chromadorea; Rhabditida; Rhabditidae
Source: the annotation of a GenBank genome assembly
AUGAUGGAAUUUUGCUCGUCGAAGAGGAUUUUCACCUUCGUUUUGGCGCUUUUGGGGUUUUGAAUUGAUAUUGCAAUUUUUAUCAGGCAAAAGUUUGUUUAGAUUUUCGAUUCUCGUGUUCUUCAUUGAAGAAUUGGCCGAGGAGAGCGAAAUGGAAGGCGAAAUGGAGAUGAAACGACAGUUUUAUGGUUGGUUAUAAUUGGACUUGAAGUUGGAAAAAAAUUAUAUUUUCUUGAGUUUUUUCUUUAUCAUGCUGUGGUCAAAGUGAUUCUGCGAAAUCCGAAACAGCCAUCAGAGAAAGAAAAAAAAACCAAUAUUUGGAGAGUCAGAGAUAAUUUUGCAUUUCGCUGAAAUUACUUUAUAUUUUAGAAUACAAUGCGAAAAUCACAUUUUUCAACGACAAAUUCUCAUUUUUCGGCCGGAGUGAUUUAGAAAGCCUAGUACUAAUUACUGUAGCGCUCCAGAAAAUUUCAGUCUCAGUGGCUUUUAUAGUGAAAAUUUUUUUUUCCUUUCUGGUUUUUUUUUCGAUUUCUGGGGCUCACUAAAACCUCAGACAAGACUUUUAUAAUGGGAGUGAUCAGGCCUGGGAAUCUUCGGAAUCCAAUGAUUAUUCUGCUUUUUUUCCCCAGAAGAACAAACGAAACAUCAUUCGCCAUCGGCUCAUCGAAAAUCGGAGCAAAAUGGAAAAGAAAAGACCAGGGAAACGUCGGAAACGGACCUGAUGUCCGACUGUUGGAAACGGGAACCCUUCACCGUCAUUUCCUCUUGUGUCCAGUGCAAAGAGUUCGAAAUCAAGGCUAUCAAGUCGGGUGAGCCUUUUUUUGAAUUUAAAUGGUCCAUAUAUAGAGGCGUAGAAAAAUGGUGCUGCAAUGAGCCAUUCUCCAUGCUUUCACGAUCUUCAUGAUUAUUUUUAGAACAUUGCGUUGCGACUGGAUUCUACGACCGUUUACAGUGUAAAAAGUCGAAUAUCACGACUGUUCGGCCCUGUAUGUCUCCAAAGGUGAUUGAAAAAUGGAAUUUCAAAGAUCUAUUCAUCAGGAAAUAGUUAUGAUGAUAGUAAGCCUUGUAUAUUCGAAAAAAUUUUCCUCAACGAAGGGUAUUUUUUUCCUCAAAACUUCAAAUUUUUCUGGACGAUUUAUUUUCGACGUUACAAGCAAUUCUUCCCUAGCUUCGAGAAUAAAAUCGGAAAUUGUCAAUACUGUUUCAGAAAACCCAGCGACGAUCCUUCUACAUUUUCGCCUUUUUCAAUUUUCUCGUCGUGAUCAUUAGUUUUGUGAUUUCAACGGCUCGAAAAGCGCAACUCGACCGGCAAUCUUAUAUGAGAAUUUCCCAAACUUUUUAA